Molecule: messenger RNA, 2205 nt
Organism: Calliphora vicina (urban bluebottle blowfly)
Lineage: Eukaryota; Metazoa; Arthropoda; Insecta; Diptera; Calliphoridae
Product: venom serine protease Bi-VSP-like
Exons: 7
Coding region: 458-2041 (527 amino acids)
Biological process (GO): proteolysis
Molecular function (GO): serine-type endopeptidase activity
Source: RefSeq, a predicted model, not a curated record
GUGUUAAGUUUAAAACAAACGACUACUAGUAUUUGCUCUACCACCACUAAUAAAUACUUACUUGUACUACAAAUACAAAUAAAACCUAUUCGAGUUUUAUUUUGGCCGUCUAGCAGGCAGGCAGGCAGGCCACACAACGCAAAAAAGCUUCUUCUUAACUGAUGUGAGAAAUUUGAAAACAGUUUCGAAAUAAACGCGUGCAUGACCACAACGAGAAAUAUAAAACACGGAAGGAUUUCAAACAAAAAAUAAUUUUAUUUGGCCUAAUAUUUAGGGAAUUGUGAUAUUUAAACAAACAAAAAUAUAUAUAAUACUCGUAAAAAAAGCAAAGUGUUUUAAGAAAAUUUAAUCAGAAAUUGAAAUUCAGCAAAAAAUUUAAUUAUCUUUAAUUAGCACUUCAAAGUGAACAAAAAAUAAAAUAUUUAUAAAAAAAAGAAAAACAUAUAAAUAAAACAAAAUGAAUUUAUAUAUAAGUUUGGCGGUAAUUGUUGUAGCGUGUAUUACAACCCCCGUUUUGCCACAACGCUGGCAACGACAGCAGCAGCAGCAACAACAGCAACAAGCUCAAUAUUGUGUUACACCCGAAAACUACUAUGGCUCCUGUGUCACACUCAGCUAUUGUCCACAAAUUGCCAAUGUAUUGCAAACAGGCAAUCAACGACAAGCCCAACAAUACAUAAUACUGUCACAAAGAGCCUGUGGCACUAGAAGCGUUAAUGGAGAUCCUGUGGUCUGCUGCACCCGACCUCUAACAGUGCCACAAACCACAUCGCGUCCCCAAAGACAAACACAAAAUCCUUUUCCACCUCAGCAACAAACUACACCCAGCAAUAUCUUCUUUCCUAAUACACAGACUCAGACUAAUCCCAACAAUCCCUUCCUUAAUCCAGCUACCAGAGCUCCAGCGCCACAGCCACCACCAACUAGUGCCCCCACCAGGCCACCCACACAACGUCCCACUACCAAUGCCAACAUAGUAGAGAAUAGAGCCACCUAUUGUCGUGGUCCUGAUUCACGAGAAGGCAGCUGCCUACCCAUCAAAGAUUGCCAACCUUUAAUCGCUGAGCUGCAAAUCAAACAAACCGAUGAGACAUUUGCCAGAUUCCUAAGAGCUUCGAAUACAAUUUGCGGCGGUGGAUCAACAAAUGUCUGUUGUCCCAGCACAAAUUCUCAGCAACGAACCACCACCAAUGCACCUUUAAUUAGAAACUCAAAUGAAAUUCCCAGACGUUUGCCCACGGUCGAGGAGGGCUGUGGUUUCAGUAAUAAUACCUAUAAGAAAAUCGUGGGCGGUGAAGUAAGUAAGAUAGGAGCUUGGCCUUGGAUUGCUUUGAUCGGUUACGAUGAUGAUUUCUCGGCAUCGCCUUUUAAGUGUGGUGGCGCCUUAAUAACAGCCAGACAUGUCGUUACCGCCGCUCAUUGUUUGAGAAGAGAUUUAUCUUUUGUGCGUUUGGGUGAACAUGAUUUAAACACCGAUUCGGAGGCUCGUCAUGUGGACAUCAAAGUAGUUAGGAGUGAAAAACAUCCUGAUUAUAAUACCCGCAAUGGUCACAGUGAUAUUGCGAUUUUGUAUUUGGAACGCAAUGUGGAAUUUACAGAAUCCAUUUCUCCCAUUUGCAUACCCACUACACCAGAUUUAAGGCAAAAAUCCUAUGUACGCUAUACACCAUUCGUUAUUGGUUGGGGCAAGACUAUGGAGGGUGGUACCUCCUCGAAUGUGCUGCAAGAACUACAGAUUCCCAUUUAUGAGAAUCAAGUGUGUCGAGACCGUUACAGACAACAAAACAGACUCUUUACCGAUAAUCAAUUCGAUAAGGCAGUAUUGUGUGCCGGUGUGCUAUCAGGUGGCAAGGAUACCUGUCAAGGAGAUUCUGGUGGCCCUCUCAUGAUACCAGAGCCUUAUGGCAACAAUGUGCGUUUCUAUUUGAUUGGUGUGGUGUCGUAUGGUAUUGGUUGUGCCCGUCCCGAAAUACCCGGUGUCUAUUCGAGUACACAAUAUUUUGUAGAUUGGAUUAAUCAAAAAGUAGCUGAUACUCCUUAAUUUAUAUUUUAAGAAAUAUUUUUGUAAAUGCGUGUUUUUUAUUAUUAAUUUUAAGUCUUAAUUGUAGCACCAACAAUAGAUUGAGAGAUUAUUUAUACAGUUUUAUGUUUUUUAAUUUUGUUUUCAUUUUUAUUUUUUUCAAAUAAACCAUUUAAAAGUAUUUA